Molecule: messenger RNA, 1380 nt
Organism: Sordaria macrospora k-hell
Lineage: Eukaryota; Fungi; Ascomycota; Sordariomycetes; Sordariales; Sordariaceae
Cellular component (GO): endomembrane system
Source: RefSeq, a predicted model, not a curated record
AUGAGAUUUUCGGCGCUAUCCCUCGGCCUUUUGGCCUUAUUGACGCCGCUUACGGCAGCGUGGUCUAAGGAAGACCGCGAAAUCUUCCGAGUCCGCGACGAGCUCAUUGCCCAUGAGGGGCCCGACGUCACCUUCUACGAGUUCCUCGGCGUCAGCAAGUCCGCCAGUCUCGAUGACAUCAACAAGGCCUACAAGAAGAAGGCCCGUCAGCUGCACCCUGACAAGGUCAAGCAGCAGCUCCAAGCUGAGCGCGUCAAGGCCCAGAAGGAGAAGGCCAAGCUGCAGCAACAGACCGGCGGCAAGCCGAUUCCCCAGGUGAUCAAGCCUCCCACGAACGCCGAGGUCAAGGCGGCCGUCAAGCGCGCCUCGGAGCGCCAGGCCCGCCUGUCCAUCGUCACCAACAUCCUCCGCGGCCCAAUGCGCGAUCGCUACGACCAUUUCCUCAGCAACGGCUUUCCUACGUGGAAGGGCACCGAGUACUACUACAACCGCUACCGGCCCGGCCUGGGCACCGCGAUCGCGGGCGUUUUCCUCUUCGCCGGCGGCGCCGCCCACUACCUUGCCCUUUACAUGAGCUGGAAGCGCCAGCGCGAGUUCGUCGAGCGUUACAUCAAGUUUGCACGCCAUGCCGCUUGGGGCGAGAACCUCAACAUCCCCGGUGUCGAUGCCGCUCCGGUUGCCGCUCCUCCUCCUCCUCCUCCUCCCCCGCCCGCCCAGCCGCAGAUGAUGGAAGACGAAGACGGAAACAUCAUCCCCAUGAACCGCAAGAUGCGCAGAAUGCAGGAGCGCGACGCCAAGAAGGACAAGCAGGACAACAGCCAGAAGACCACCAGCCGCCGUGGCCGUCGCGGCCAGCAAGCCGCUGCCGCUGCCGCUUCCGCUCCCGCCUCCGGCUCGGCCACUCCCCAGCCUGCUGCCCAGGGUAACGGACCAACUGGCGCCAAGAAGAGGGUCGUUGCCGAGAACGGCAAGGUCCUUGUUGUGGAUUCGUUGGGCGAUGUCUACCUCGAGCAGGACGACGAGGAGGGUAACACGGCCGAGUAUCUGCUUGACCCCAACGAACUCCACCGCCCAACCAUCUCCGACACCGCCAUCGUCCGCCUCCCCCUCUUCGUCUACGGCCUCACCAUCGGCCGUCUCUUCUCCAAGAAGCGCAAUACUGACGACAUCAAUGACGAAGAGUACGAGGAAGUUGCCGGCUCCGAUCACGAUGACAAUGACUCGGAGCCUGGCAAGGCCACGCCGAGCACCACCGACUCCGCCGAGGACUUUGAGUUGCUGGAGAAGAGCGUAGAUGAGCUGGGACAGGCCAAGUCUACGGGCAGCCAGAAGCAACAGGGCGGUAACAAGGCUGGAAAGCGCAAGAAUAAGAAGAGGUGA